Megachile rotundata (alfalfa leafcutting bee) is the source of this 5960-nucleotide messenger RNA. RefSeq lists its product as uncharacterized. Gene Ontology annotation, biological process: cilium assembly. Lineage: Eukaryota; Metazoa; Arthropoda; Insecta; Hymenoptera; Megachilidae. Gene Ontology annotation, cellular component: axonemal microtubule; centriole. The record is from RefSeq and is a predicted model, not a curated record.
UUUAAUGUUAUGACGUUUAAAAAAGUCUGUCAUUAUGUACGUACAAUAUGUAUACAUAUAUAUGUACACACACGUUAUUCAAUAGAUGAGGGCGUUGCGAGACGACCAUCGAACGAAUUAAACCGCAAACAAACAAAAAGUACGGCAAGUGUCAAACGAUUUUGAAAACAUGAUUUAUUAUUCUGUUUAUAUUGUUCAAAAGUAUUAUUAAGGAAUCCGAAUGUCUUCAAUUCCGAAAAAGUCCCCUCGUUAUGAGGACUUGAUUUCGACUGAAGAUGACACUUUGGGUACAUCAAUUAGUCUUAGUGUGGGUGAAAAUUCAAUUAGAAUAAAAGAAAAACCUAAAGUAUCUAAGAAAUCUGAACCAGAGGAGAAAAAUGAGAAAGAUCAGAAGGAACAAUGGUGGUUGAAGAAGCCAGAUACCUGCCUAGAUAUUCCUAAUAUUCCAGCAGAAGCAAAGACAAAACCUUCCCCAUCCAUUUCACCGGAUGUCAGUUCUUCUAUGAAAGAAUUUUUAGAAAAAGAGAAGAUGUGCAAAGAUAUGCAUAGAAAUGAAAUAGAGACAAAAGACAGGGAUGAUACUUUGUGCGACAUCUUAGCUUCUGCAGCUUUUGACAAAUAUCCAUCUGAUUUUGAAAAUGCAACUGAUGAAGAUAUUGGUAGUAUUUUAGAAGAAAUGAGUAAGAUUGCUGGUGCACUAAGUCCUAAUUCAGCCGCAGAUCGUACAAAGUCAAGGAAUUCUAUUAAGAAUCCUACAGAAGAGGAGAAAUCUGUGGAAGAAUUAUUAGAAGAAGCUGAAAAACUUGUACGAAAAAAUAGUAGUAGUUUAUCUAAGAGCGGAUCAAAAUCUGAUACUUUAGUACCUGAAAAUAUUCCUGAGGACAUAGAAAGCCUCAACAGGGUUAGACAACUAGAAGCUGACAUUUUUCAACUGAUAGAAGAAGAGGUGCAUAAGGAGACAGAGAAGAUAAAAAAAAGUCCAAAGAACGAGAAAAAAAGCGAUGAUAGUCCUGGUUUUGAAGUGUUAUACGAAAACGUGAAUUACUUGAAAGCUCCAAAAACUUUGGAACUCCAAAGGAGGAGAUUCGAGGAACAGAAGGUAGAAGUAUCCAGCAGUUCAGAUUUGGAUGAUCCGAUUGAAAGGCAUUCCAAGUCAGAAGAACUAAAGAGUACCAGAAAGAUGGAAUCGGAUAAAGAUAAUUUGCAAAAGGAAAUAACUGAUGUAGAUAAAGAUUUUUUUGAAGAUUUGUUAAGGAAGUCAAAAGAAAGAGCCGAAGGAGGUAUGUCGGGUAGCUCAAGUUUCGGACAAGAAGAUUUUUCACAUUUUUUGAAACUUUUACAAGGACAGAGCGACAAAAAGGAACAAGAAUCAAACGAACCUAAACCUAGUCAUAAUCUUCCCUUAAAACCUUCGGACGAUCAAGUAGAAGGAAAAUCCAUGAACGAGAAAAGCCCAGAAUUUCCAGAAAAAGAAAUUUCCGACAUAUUAGAGAAGGAACUGACUAAAACAGUCAGUCCAAAAUUAGGGCAUGAAAUUGUUGAAUCGGAUGGCAGCGCGAGCGACGAAGAUCGUAAACAGUCUCAAAGUGUUAGCAGUAACAGCAGAAGCGAGAAGGUGGCCAGUAAAAAAGAUCAAUCUCCAAACAAAAUUACCACGUCAAAGAAAUCUAAGGAAGAACUGUACUCGGUUGGACUCACACCUCGAUUAGAGUUGUUCGCGGACGCCAUCCCAAAAUUGUUAGCUGAAAAGUCGGUAGAAAAUACAAUGCAUCAGAGCAAAGUUCCCGAAGAUACAAAAACAACCGUUCGCAAGACUACUUCAAAUUUCGAGAUUAAAACCAGUGCUGCCGUUUCGUCUUUUCAUCGCAGCAGCGCAGAAAGUCAACACAAAUCCGUUCAUCCAGUUAGCGCAUCGAGUAGUAAACCACAGAAAAAAGAGAUAAAAUUUUCUAAAUCAAAAAGCUACGAUCAGAUCUGUAAACCACCGUUCAAAACAUCCGUGGAAAACUUAAAAGUUGCCAAACCUGACACUGUAAAAAAACCUGCCACUCAGAUCAAACGAUCGCCGAUACUGAAGCCAAAGUUUCAACCUACAGUAAAACCGGUAACUAGGCUUCCUCCCAAGACCAAGGUACAGCCAAAGCCAAAGAAAGAUCUCUUAAAGACUGGUUCCGCUUCCUCUCUGUCUUCCACGUAUAAGGGGUACCAAGCAACGUCUCCAGACACUCACGCAAAGCCUUCCAUGGCUGGUGGCGAUACGAAAUACAACUUGAGACCGAAUUGGGAGACCUUGUGUCGCGAGGAGAGGCACAAGAAUGCUCUCCUCAAACAACAAUUAGAGUCCGAAGUGAAAAUGUACAAAAACCAAAUAGACAAUAUGCGUAUAAAUUUCGAGGAAGAACUAUUCGCGCUAAAGAAACAAAACAUAACUCUGAAGGCAAGGGUAGAUGAACUCUCGUUGAAUGAGAAACGAAUAGACUCUCAGCCCAAGAAGGACACAAAAAUCACUCUUCUGGAAAAAGAACUGGAGAAGCAAGAGAAACUGAUUCGCGCCUAUGAAAGUGAGAACAAAAAAUUGAUGCAGGGCACAAAACGCAUGCAGGAGGAAAUGAAACAGCUUCAGAAACAGAAGAGCACAGCACUGGAGUCGGGUAAGAUGCAAGAACUCGCGGAUAAGGUCAAGGAUCUUGAGGAGGAGGCUUUGAAAUUGAAUUUAGAAAUAUCUGAGCUUCGAGAGAAGAACGCUGAUUAUGCAUUAAAGAACGAGGAUGUAAUACAGCAGAAUAAUUUACUGAACGACGAGUUAGAGAUGUUCAGGGAACAACUGAGGACGAAGAACGACUUCAUCACGGAUCGGUUGCAGGCGAUGACCACCGUCGAGCUGGAACUGAAGAAGCAGGUGGAGGACCUGACGAUCAAACUGAGCUCCAAGACUGAACAGCUACGAAUCGUGAAACAGGAGUUGGAUAAAAUUCAGCAGAACGUGCUUCCAUUGGAGAAGGAAUUACUGGAGCUGAGGGUGAAAGAAGGCAGUCUUCAGGAGAAGCUGCAAGUAGCUAGGAGCCACGUGGAACGCGAGAAGCUUCUAACUCAGAAAUUGAAAGACCAGGUGAUCCUCGACAGCAAGAAGAUCACGGAUUUGAACAGACAAGUCCGUGAGAUGGAAAGGAUACUGAAGAGGAAGAAUCCAGAUUCUGUAUCUGCUCUUAUACUGACCGCGAAUUCGGAGCAGGAGAAAAUCGGUGCGGAGAAGGUGAAGCUACUGGAGGAUAGGAUCUCUAGUUUGGAGGCAGAGAUUAAGGCAAAAGAUGAUCUAGCGCAGCAGAAGUUGGUAGAGUUCCAGAAGAAGUUCUCUGACAUGAAGGAGAAAUACACGACGCAAAUAAUGGAACUAGAGGAGAAACUGCUGGAGUCCACUGCUAAGAAUAGGAAAAUUUACAAUGAUAUGUUCACUCAGACAACGUCUAAGCAUGUAGAGAACAAGAGUGUGGAGACUAUCAGAAAGGAAGAGAGAGCCGGUUCGUUUGAGAAGGAGGAUAAAAAAGAUCAGAAGCCGCCCGUUAAAGUUAAUUUGAAGUCACAGAAUUGUAAGGACGACGCUUAUCUUAUGGCUACUAUACGUGGGUUGAAGAUGGAACUAACGAAUAAGGAGAAAGCGUUAUCGAAGCUCACCAAAGAAUUCCAGGAGCUGCAGAAGACUAACAGAAAGUUGCAGAAAGAAAGAGAGAAGUUGUUGAACGACAGAAGAUCUGUUAAAAGUAUGGAUUUCGAGAGGACGAAUCGCGCUAUGGUGUCGUCGGAUUCAAAGUUGCAGACUUUGAAGUCCACUGAAGGAAACGAUCAGAAUUCGAACGUCUAUCAGAACGGACACGUGCCCGACUCUAAUUCUCGGUUGUCUGCCUCUGUUCAAAAGCUGUACGAUCCCAUGCAGUACACAGAAAAUGGAGACAGCAAUCUGGUAAAGAGGUUGACCGACGAGAAUGAUAUUCUGAAGGAAGAACUGAGCAAGAUGAACAAGGACUUUAUGGCUUUGAAGAAUAAACGGUUGCACGACUUGAAUCUUCUGCAAGAGGAACACGAACGAGAGAUGGCUAGCUUGCUGAAAGAGUACAGCGUAAAGUUUGGGGACUCUAAAGUGGUAAAGUUGCAGAGUCAAAUAAACUCGCAGCUGGCGGCGAUAUCACACUUGAAGCAGCAAAUUGAAAAAUUGAAAGACUACAAGGAGCAGGUGGUGGUUCUGAAGGCGGAACGGGAUCACUUGGAGAGUAGGGUGAAAACGUUGAAUGAGAAAGUCAAGUACUUAUCGACACCAAGCACGGAACAGUUGCAGCUGUUGCAGGAUAAAAUAACGAUUCUCCAGCAGCGGCACGAAAGUCGGGAGAUGACGUUGCAGAGCUUGGUACGUGAUUUACUUCGGAAUCGAACCCAAUGCAAGGAUUGUAAAAACGAAAAGGGUAAAAAUCGACAGUUAUGUUAUUUCCGACAAGAGUUGGAUCAUAUUCUUGGAAUGCUUCAAGAAAUCGCCAAUGUUCAUUGACUUUAAUGAACUAGACUACGUGUGUGUGCUUAGUGGUGCUCAUAAAAUGCUGAGAAAUCGUCCAUUGAUUGCAAUAAUGUACUUCGAACGAGACGUUGCUCGACUCGACGUCGAGCAUUGUGAUAAUUCGUAUGCUUGAACGUACUGAAAUGGAUCUUGACGCAUUGCAGUCAAAAUCGCGUGAAAAUACGUGUACUUUCUUUUUUUAAUCGUUGAAUGUUCGAUAUAAUCAAAAUUCAGAUAAUUGAUAAGACGUAGAAAGUAUGGACGUCUAAUUAGAUGAAUUUUUUAAUUAACGUUUUAUAGUACUUAACGUGUUCUGACUGUUUAGCUCUAAAUUUACGCGUGCAAAUGACCGUAAUGCGUUGAACAUUCAUUAGAAGAAGUUAUCGCGUUGUUAAGCACUUAGGUGUAAACGAAUGCACAAAUGUCCAAAAUGUUGAUCGAUGUUUUUUUUCCUUUUUUUAAAUAUUAUCGAUCCUUCCACGAAGGCGAAUGAUAUGUUUAGUCAUUUUCUCUGUGAGGUAUGGAAUACCAGUGAAAUCAUAUCGAUCUCGGGAUGGUUCACGCGUAACGAUCGACUGGGAUCACUGCCAAAGAUGUAAAAUAAAUGGCGGAAGAAGUUACCGUUUUAUCGUAACUUCUCGUCGACUUUGAUUUCUUGCCACUGUGCGUUCAACGCGCGUGGACUCUAUCGUCCAUAGUCGGAGUAAUAAAACCAAUAGUCAAAAUAUCAAACAUAGAUAGAAAUAUUUUGAUCUAUAUUUACUAUAAACUGCAAACUUUUUAUUUAUCUAAUAACGUAAGGUUAACAGUAAGAAUGAAAAGAUGGACUGCUAGUUUUAGCGCUGUACUUGUUGACAAAGUGGUUUGACGGAUAACGUAGAAAGAACGUAGAAGUAUUUUCGCGAACGAGAUAUCUUCCAAAGUUACUUAGAAAUGAAUAGUUUUUCUUUUUACACGAAGCUUUUUCCGGACUGCGUUUUGUACAUAUAAGCAUCGUAUCGAAUAGUUAUAUUUAUUUCGUAUUUAUAUAAACACAUUUUUCACUAUCAACGAAUCCAUUUGUAAUCGAAUCGUCAUAUUGUACGAUAUAUUUAUAUACAUUUUAGUAGCCGUUUAUUAAAAGUUUCAGCAAACACGAUCGACUCUCUAUAUCGUCACGAGCACAUGCGUAUUGCACAAAAUCGAAGUAUUCUAGAUGUAAUCAUUAAAAAAUCUUUCUUUCAGAAUCGUCAUUUUAGAAGUUUCUUCAAGGUGUGUUUCCCAUUUCUUUCAAUCAUUGUAAUCAUGCAAAACAUAGUUACUUGUUUAAGACUGGAUAUAAUGUCAAAACCACUGCAUUUUUUUAUAAUUAUUUUUAAGCCGACCGUAAUGUACAAACCACGAGAUUAUGACUUUAAUAAAUUACUUUUCUCUUUGA